This is a messenger RNA of Punctularia strigosozonata HHB-11173 SS5, 876 nucleotides long. Its product is annotated as WD40 repeat-like protein. The coding region runs from base 1 to 876 and encodes 291 amino acids. The record is from RefSeq and is a predicted model, not a curated record. NCBI's taxonomy places the organism in Eukaryota, Fungi, Basidiomycota, Agaricomycetes, Corticiales, Punctulariaceae. The transcript has a single exon. Gene Ontology annotation, molecular function: protein binding.
AUGUUCCGGCCGGUUGUUUCCGUUUCCUUCUCUCCCAAUGGUGCACGCAUUGCCUCUGCGGGCCACGCACUCGACGGAAUCCGUAUAUGGAACGCGGAGACCGGAAAGGAAAUCCUAAUGCCAUUACUGGGGCACGCGGACUACGUCAACUCUGUCGCAUUUUCCCCAGACGGAAAGCGUCUUGCCUCGGGCUCGUAUGACAGAACCGUCCGACUGUGGGACGUGGAGACGGGGCAGCAGAUCGGGGAGCCGCUCCGAGGGCAUACAGGCAGUGUGAACAGUGUCGCCUUCUCACCCGACGGCAGACGCAUUGUCUCGGGCUCAGGCGACGGUACACUCCGACUUUGGGAUGCGCAGACGGGACAGGCUAUCGGCGACCCUUUGCGAGGUCAUGACGUCACGAGCGUCGCAUUUUCACCCGCUGGGGAUCGCAUCGCCUCUGGAUCCGGCGACCACACGAUCCGACUCUGGGACGCCGGGACAGGGAAACCAGUCGGGGAUCCGCUUCGAGGCCACGAUAGCUGGGUUGGAUCAGUCGCAUAUUCUCGCGAUGGCACGCGCAUCGUCUCAGGGUCCUCCGACAAUACAAUCCGGAUCUGGGACGUGCAGACGAGAAAGACGGUGUUGGAGCCAUUGCAAGGGCACGCCGGCUAUGUCUUAUCCGUCGCAUUCUCGCCGGAUGGCAAGUACAUCGUCUCCGGCUCCGACGAUGGCACCAUCCGGAUAUGGGACGCGCAGACGGGUCAGACGGUGGUGGGGCCGUUGGAAGCGCAUGAUGGCUGGGUCUUGUCCGUUGCAUACUCCCCGGACGGCAAGCACGUUGUCUCUGGCGGCUGGGGCGGUCUGGUGAAGGUAUGGGAUACAGAAGUUGAGUAG